This is a messenger RNA of Cheilinus undulatus (humphead wrasse), 3143 nucleotides long. RefSeq names its product 6-phosphofructo-2-kinase/fructose-2,6-bisphosphatase 2-like. Gene Ontology annotation, cellular component: cytosol. The transcript is spliced from 16 exons. The record is from RefSeq and is a predicted model, not a curated record. Gene Ontology annotation, biological process: fructose metabolic process; fructose 2,6-bisphosphate metabolic process. Lineage: Eukaryota; Metazoa; Chordata; Actinopteri; Labriformes; Labridae. The coding region runs from base 196 to 1794 and encodes 532 amino acids. Gene Ontology annotation, molecular function: 6-phosphofructo-2-kinase activity; ATP binding; fructose-2,6-bisphosphate 2-phosphatase activity.
UUGAACACCAGAGAAGAAGAAAACGGAGUCUCCCCAGGCGGUAGGAGCCAACUGAUGCCAGCAUCGUAACAAAGGAAAAUAACGAAUAAUAUCAUACACCUGCAGAAUUGUGAGAGAUCUGACCUUAUCUUAUCAGUAACACCAGAGUUCAUCACCACCAGACCAGCUGAGACAGGACAGCAGAUCAGACCAGUCAUGGCCGCCAGAUCUCAUAAGCCUGCAGCUCCUGCUGAGGGCUCCUUAGAGGCCAAAAGGACUGACCUCAGGGUCAAUGAGAAGAAGUGCUCAUGGGCCUCCUACAUGACCAAUUCUCCAACAGUCAUAGUGAUGAUUGGAUUGCCUGCUAGGGGGAAAACCUACAUGUCCAAGAAGCUGACCCGCUACCUCAACUGGAUCGGAGUGCCAACUAAAGUGUUUAACCUUGGAGUUUAUAGGAGAGAAGCAGUGAAGUCAUACAAGUCUUACGAGUUCUUCAGACAUGACAAUAAAGAAGCCAUGGAAAUAAGAAAACAGUGUGCUCUGGUGGCACUGCAGGAUGUCAAGGCCUACCUUAGUGACGAGGGAGGCCAGAUUGCUGUUUUUGAUGCCACAAACACCACCAGAGAGAGGAGGGAACUCAUCCUUAAUUUUGCCAAAGAUAAUGCAUACAAGGUGUUUUUUGUGGAAUCAAUAUGUGAUGAUCCAGAUGUUAUUGCCACAAAUAUCCUGGACGUGAAGGUGUCGAGCCCAGAUUAUCCUGAGCGGGACAGAGAAAGUGUGAUGGAGGAUUUUCUGAAGAGAAUAGAGUGCUAUAAAGUGACAUACCAACCUUUAGAUCCAGAUGACCAUGACAAGAAUCUGUCCUUCAUCCAGGUCAUCAAUGUGGGCCGUCGUUUCUUGGUCAACAGGGUUCAGGACUACAUCCAGAGUAAGAUCGUGUACUACCUCAUGAACAUCCACGUCCACUCCCACUCCAUCUACCUCUGUCGGCACGGGGAGAGCCAUCACAAUAUAGAGGCUCGCAUCGGAGGAGACUCUGAACUCUCUGAGAGAGGGAAACAGUUUGCAGCAGCUCUGAAGGGUUUCGUGGUGGAGCACCGUCUGUCAGACCUCAAAGUUUGGACGAGCCAGCUGAGACGAACCAUCCAGACAGCAGAGGAGCUGGGAGUCCCGUACGAGCAGUGGAAGAUCCUCAAUGAAAUAGAUGCUGGAGUGUGUGAAGAGAUGACCUAUAAGCAGAUUGAAGAAAUUUACCCUGAGGAAUUUGCCAUGAGGGACCAGGACAAGUACCACUACCGCUACCCUGGAGGAGAGUCCUACCAGGACCUGGUUCAGCGGUUGGAGCCAGUCAUCAUGGAGCUAGAGCGACAGGGAAAUGUCCUGGUUAUCUGCCAUCAGGCUGUUAUGCGCUGUCUACUUGCGUAUUUCCUGGACAAGAGUGCAGAUGAUCUGCCUUACUUGAAGUGCCCCCUGCACGCUGUCCUAAAACUCACCCCUGUGGCUUAUGGCUGUAAAGUAGACAUGUUUGACCUGAAGGUGGAGGCUGUCAACACUCACAGAGACAGACCAAUUAAAAACGUCCGAGCAGACAACAUGCCACCAGGUUUUCACAGACGGAACAGCUUCACGCCGCUGUCUAGCCAGGACCAGGUUAAACGGCCCCGUCUGUACAGCGCAGGAAACCCUCAGCAGGGUCGUACAUCCCAGGCUCCAAAUUUACCCAGCAUGCAAUGCUCUGAGGCAUUUGAGGGGGCAGAGCUGCUGCAAAGUGAGUUUCAGCAGAUGGCUGUUCAGCAUGAGUCUGGUUCUGCUUGAGGUUUCAGCCCGCUAAAGGGAAGUUUUUUUCUUGCAAUUGUAACUUUACUAAGUGUUGCUUAGUACUGAGCACAUGGUGGAUUAACGUUGAGUCUUUCUUUAUAAAUAAUACAGCAGAGAGCACGGUGUCUUUAAAGUGGUUACAAAUUGGUGCCAUACAAAUAAAGAUUGAUUGAGUAACAGGCAAUGUUUACACCACACUUCUUUCAGUCAAUAUGAAAACCCUCAAAGUGGUGGAGCUUCAUUGCUUCACUUCAAGCGUCAUUGUAGCAAACAGCUAUAAUACACCCACUUGAAGUAGGGAUGAGUAUUGAAAACUGGUACCAAAUUACAACACAGAUUUUGGUGCUUUAUUUUGGUAACCCUACAUGCUGACACAACCCCCACCACUCCAAAUGAAUAAAUACAGGAUGAGAUGAACAGAAGAUCCAUGAGGAUCUGGAUUAGAUGCUGAUGAAGUGAAUGGAGGUAGCUGGGGUGAAGGAGGGUUGCAGCAUUCACACUGAAACAACAGACUGAUUGGGGAAGAGAGGACGAAAGAUUUAAAAGAUGAUAGGUGCAUGGUCAAAUGAGGAUGUGGCAGAAUCUGAGGAGUUUAGGAGAGUGAACGCCCAUAAUGAGCUGAUCACAAGAGCAGGAAGAUAAAAAGAAUGAAAGAAGGGAGAGGUUUGAACAAGUGGUGAAAAAUGAAUGAGUAAAAACAGUCGUCCUGCUUCCACUGAGUUCCAUGUUUGCAAAGUUGUGUCUGCAGACUUUUUUCCACUGAAAGGCUACAAACAAAUGCAAACCAAUUAACUAUUUUUAAAUCAUACGAAAAACUGCAAAAUGUAGUGAUGAAAAUAAGGAUAUCAGGGAAAUAUUAAACAAAGGGAUGCACUCCAAGAAUAAAAAACAGGAAAACUUAGGAAGAAUUAAGGCAAGUAACCUGAAAAUAAAGAAGAGAAAUCUGAUCAGCCGUCUGGAGGGGAAUUAUCUUAUAUCACACAUUUGAUUAUUUGUUGGUUCAGCUGUCAUCAACUUACAAAAGCCUCAUCAGUGUUGUUUCAUGUUUUCCAUUUUUGUUAUGUAAGUGUUUGAAACAAACAAAUGAGCCCUUCACAAGCCUCUUUGACACAGGACAUAAAUCUCAUAGCUUUUUUCCAAUGUUAUGUAGCCUAUGUGUUUGCCCACAAAGUGACCAUUAUUAAAUUCAAUGUACUUCAAAGUCUGGAGGGAAAACUGACAGGGUGUGCUUCACUCUGCUUGGUGAUCUCAGAUUUUAGUAUUAGCUUGAGUUCAGUCAGUGCCAGUCCAAACAAACUUCCCAUUCCUCUUUUGGUCCGAUGUUUUCGUUAAUGCCGUCUACUUUC